UGCCUUUUUUUUGCAGGUUUAUCGUUUCAAGUUGAUUUCGCAAUGAAGCUUGUCACUGUUGCAGCUGUUGCUGUGCUAUUAGUAGGGCUUAUUGGCGGAGUCGCUUUUGGCAAACCAGCGGAGAAUAGACGAGGAAAUUCGCUGAAAAAUGGCGACCGGAUCGUCGGCGGGGUUGUGGCCGAAGUGAGUCUGCAACUGGAUGCCGUGAUCCUGAAGCAGCACUUUUGCGGAGGAUCCAUCAUUCAUCCCAACUGGAUCCUCACGGCUGCUCAUUGCUUCGAGGAGCAGCUUUUCCCGAUCCCCGUCGAGUUCAUCCGGGUCGUCGUUGGAGAGUCGCACUUCCAGAACAACGAAUUCACUGAGCAAACCGUUGUUCCUGCCGAGUACAUUUCCCACGAAGGAUUUGCACUCACGUCACCAAAACACACCUUUGACCAAGUAGCCAAGAUCAACGAUUUCGUGGCCCCGAUCGCGUUGGCACCACCGGGAGUCCAGCCCUCCACCACGCCAGGUGACUGUGUGGCAACUGGCUGGGGCAGCUGGGCCCUGUGGGGGGCACCCAACAACACCCUGCAGCAGGUGCACAUCGACUUCUUCCCUGACGACGAGUGUUCCGCUGCGUGGGGCGGGUUCUUUGUUCCCCAGCAGAACAUUUGUGCUGGCACCCCUGAAGGCUGGGAAAGCGUGUGCCAAGGUGACAGUGGAGGACCACUCAAGUGCAAGUCAGCCGACGACGGGACCGAGUACUUGUUCGGCGUGACCUCGUGGGGCUCUGACCAGGAAUGCGGGUACCCGGGUGACCCAGCCGUGUGGACCGAGGUGGCCCACUUCAUCGACUGGAUCAACGACAAGACUGGCCUCACCUUCCCUCUGAUGUGAAUAACCCCCCGUCGAUAAAGCGCUUGUUUUAUUCGAGUCGAGAUGUUUCAAAUAAGAAAAUAAAGAAAGAAAUACAACCUCUGUAUAUUUGCUGCCUCGA
Notodromas monacha is the source of this 979-nucleotide messenger RNA. The record is from the annotation of a GenBank genome assembly. NCBI's taxonomy places the organism in Eukaryota, Metazoa, Arthropoda, Ostracoda, Podocopida, Cyprididae.